Aspergillus oryzae RIB40 is the source of this 1176-nucleotide messenger RNA. RefSeq lists its product as uncharacterized. NCBI's taxonomy places the organism in Eukaryota, Fungi, Ascomycota, Eurotiomycetes, Eurotiales, Aspergillaceae. The transcript is spliced from 3 exons. The coding region runs from base 1 to 1176 and encodes 391 amino acids. The record is from RefSeq and is a predicted model, not a curated record. Gene Ontology annotation, molecular function: heme binding; monooxygenase activity; oxidoreductase activity, acting on paired donors, with incorporation or reduction of molecular oxygen.
AUGUUGCUAAUCAUCGCAGUGGCCCUCCUGGGCUGGACCCUGUACAGCGUCUUCUGCCUGGUCGGGAACAUCCGCCGUAUCCAGAAAAUCGGCAUUCCUUACCACGUCAUUCCCUGCAGCCCCGUCAAUCCGCUCUGGAUUCUGCUCGAGCCUCUCAUCUUCUUCAUUCUUGGUCUCCUCCCGUUUGAAUUCGGUCGCAUCAAACACUAUGGUCGCCGUACCUGGCAGUUUACCGACAAGGCCCAGUCGCAUAUGCGAAUGGGCGAUGCCUGGGCGAUCGCAACUCCCAACGAGAUCUUUGUCUACAUCUGCGACGCCGAUGCUAUUACCGACAUUAUUGCGCGUCGCGCGGAUUUCGUGCGCCCAAUUGAGCUCUUCACCCUGCUCAAUGUCUUCGGUCCAAAUGUUGCAACGACCGAGGGCGCCGACUGGCAGCGCCACCGCAAGAUCGUCGCCGCUCCCUUCAACGAAAGCUUGAACAGCUUCGUCUGGCGCGAAGCCCUCACUCAGGCGCAGAGCAUGCUGACUACUCGAGCCACGGCCGGACCCUCCGGUGGACUGGGUACUGACACACGGACUCUGGCGCUCAAUGUUCUCGCAGCAACCGGUUUCAAACGGUCAACGCGCUUCCAGAGCGCUCAAGAAGCGCAGUCAGAGGAUCCGCGCUCCUACGCGCAGUCGCUGAAGACCGUCAUGCUCAACACUUUCCUCAUCAUGCUGAUUCCCCCCUCCGUGCUAAAAUUCCCCAUCUUCCCCAGCUGGUGCCGUCGCGCCGGUGAGGCCGUCGAGGACUUCAAGCAGCACAUGCUCAACAUGUUCAAUACAGAGAAAACGCUCCUCGACCAGGGCAAACCAGGCACCGGCACGCUGAUGUCGUCCUUCGUUCGCGAAUCCACCGUCGAUCCCAAGAGCAAUAAGACUGUUCUUACCCUCGACGAAAUCCUGGGCAAUAUCUACGUGAUCAACUUCGCUGGCCACGAUACAACAGCCGGCUCCCUUACCUACGUCCUAUUCUUGCUUGCCGCCUACCCCAAUAUCCAGGAAUGGAUCGCAGAGGAGAUCCGCACCGUCUUCCCCAACCCCGACCGCGACACAUGGGAUUACAAGGAAGCUUUCCCCCGACUAAAGCGGUGCCUCGCAGUAGUCGUAAGCACCCGGCCCAAUCCCCCCUUAUGA